AAUUUUUGUCGAUUGUAUCGAACUUUACGAAAUUGUUACUGUGGUAUGAUGAAGCUUUAUACAUGUUUUUCCUGGCUAUAGUUGAUUCUUAUCUUGUUGAUUCAUACAAGGAAGUUGCAGCUUGAUUUUUAUUAAUGGUUGAAGUUUUUCAAUUCUUCUUUUGUUUGAAUUGAAUUUUUUUUCUAUGUUGGAAUUCUUAGUACUUAGGGUUAUCAAUGGUUGUUUUAAUUAGGGUUAUAACAAAGCCUUGGUUGGCUUUUAAAACCAAAUCAACCCAUGAACACAUGCUCACAUAUCCAGAAUCUAAAAUAAUCCCAGGUGAUCUCCAAUAUUCAUUCAUUUUGAUUAACAUCAUAAACACGUGGUCAUAGCCAGAGUCUUGGCUACACUGCGUCAAGCAAAUCUCUUCAUGUUUAGUGAAAUUAGCCUCCUUUAUGUCUUGACAUUGUUACUGCUGUAGGAGAGCGGAAAUGUUUCUGCUAAUAAUGAUUUGGUAAUCAAUUUAGAAAACAUUCACAUCCAAACAGUGUUGAUUAAAAUACUUUUGGUCCAAUAUGAGGAUUUGUCUACUUUAAGGAAUAUAUUCCAUCUGAAAGACACAGACAGUAGGUUCCGUAUUUUAUCUGAAGAGAAAAAGAGAGAAGGAGAUGUCGGGUAUGGGAGAUGGAUAUGUGGGCACUGCCCAAGAUGCCGUUCGGAUCAGACGGCUAGAGAAACAGAGAGAAGCUGAACGUCGUAAAAUUCAAGAGCUGAAAACCAAGUCUGCCACCUCCAAUGGCCAACCUGGUCUCCUCCAAUUUGGCUCCAGCACUUCCGAGAUUCUUGAAACUGCUUUUAAGAAAGAAACUGUUGGUCUUGUCACCCGUGAACAGUAUGUUGAGAAGAGGGUUAAUAUUCAAAGUAAAAUAGAGGAGGAAGAGAAGGAGAAGCUUCAGAAGCAACUACAAGAGGAGGAGGAGCUUCAAUUACAAAAGCGCAAAAAGAGGAAAAUCAAGGGAAAUUCGAGACUAUCAUUUUCCGAAGAUAUUGUUGACAAUGAUGCUCAGGAAGAGGAAGAGUCACAUCAAAGUAAUGAUAUAGAAACAAAUGGAGGAGUACGGUGUGGUAAGCUUGGUAAAGACCCCACCGUCGAAACUAGCUUUCUACCUGACAGUGAGCGAGAGGCUGAGGAGCAAGCUGAACGUGAAAGGCUGCGCAAACAGUGGCUCCGUGAGCAAGACCAAAUUCGAAACGAGCCUCUUCAAAUCACAUACAGUUAUUGGGAUGGAACUGGCCAUAGGCGUGUCAUCCAGGUACGCAAGGGUGACACCAUUGGAGAGUUUCUUCGAGCAAUUCAACAGCAACUUGCGCCUGAAUUCCGAGAGAUUCGAACAACCUCGGUUGAAAAUCUGCUUUAUGUGAAAGAAGACCUUAUCAUUCCUCAUCAACACAGCUUCUAUGAACUAAUUGUGAACAAAGCGAGGGGCAAAAGUGGACCGCUUUUUCAUUUUGAUGUGCAUGAGGAUGUCCGUACAAUUGCCGAUGCCACUAUAGAGAAAGAUGAGUCUCAUGCUGGAAAAGUUGUAGAAAGGCACUGGUAUGAGAAGAACAAGCAUAUAUUUCCUGCUUCAAGAUGGGAGAUAUAUGAUCCAACAAAAAAGUGGGAACGUUACACCAUCCAUGGAGAUUAAGCUUUUGCUUCCAAAUAACUUUACUUGGAUUUGCUGCUUUUGAGUUUUAAUCUGAUCUUCAGUUGAGCUGAUUAUGCCUCAAAUUCCACCUUGAUAGUGUUGGUUCAAUUAGUCAGAUUUACAGCAAUUCCAGUGUUUGGAAUGAGUGGUCUUUAUUGCUAUAAUUUAUUCUAGAAACUUGGACAAUUAGUCAGAUUUAUUUUACAAUACAAUGCAAAUCUGACAGACUGGGCAUCUAAAAUUGCAGAUUUUUUUUUUGUUAUGAAAAAUUUAAGUUUAAGGGAUGCUUUUUUGGCUUUUA
Vicia villosa (hairy vetch) is the source of this 1971-nucleotide messenger RNA. Its product is annotated as protein XAP5 CIRCADIAN TIMEKEEPER-like. The transcript has 11 exons. The coding region runs from base 648 to 1670 and encodes 340 amino acids. The record is from RefSeq and is a predicted model, not a curated record. Gene Ontology annotation, biological process: chromatin organization. Gene Ontology annotation, cellular component: nucleus. Lineage: Eukaryota; Viridiplantae; Streptophyta; Magnoliopsida; Fabales; Fabaceae.